GCGGUGUUAGAGUCUACCUGGCCCUCCAGUACCAGAGGAGGUUACUUCAUGUGGAUGAAGCUGAGGAACGUGGUUAUGGGUGUGGCUCAGUUCAGACAGGCGCUACGGAAACAGCAGGCUCCACCCACUCCGAGCCCUCUGUCAGGUAACCAUGACGAUGCAGCCUAAGCCCAUCAGAGUGACGGGCUUAGGUUGUGAUCGUGAAGUGCUGUGAAUUUAACACUGUUGUGAGGUUUUUGUGAGGUUGUUGAGUUGUCUGACAGACAAGACAACUGUGCAUGCUUCUUUAUGAAAUGUAUGUGUUUGGUUUGGAUCUGAUGUGAAGCUGUAAGAGUGAAUGUGUCUGAAAGAGCAAUGUGAGAGGUGUCUGUCGUUUCAGACACAUACUGUAUAGCACAUACAUAAUACAAUACAUCACUCAUCACAUUAGAUAUAACAGAUUCAGAUUAAACCUUCAGAUCAGAAUACAUUAAAUACACACUCACCUUGCACACCCUUUGAGGCGUGGUGCUGUCUGGCAGAACUUAGAACUCAGAAAAUAAUUCUGUCAAAAGUUCCUCUAUCUUCUCUCCAUGUGCAGUGAAUUUGUAUUGGCACCAGCACACCUCCAGGUCAGCCAUGACCAGGCCUCUAGUUCUCUAGAGCAGGGGUUCCCAACCCUCUCCUCGGGCCCUUCCAGACCCUCUAGUUCUCUAGAGCAGGGUUUCCCAACCCUCUCCUCGGGCCCUUCCAGACCCUCUAGUUCUCUAGAGCAGGGUUUCCCAACCCUCUCCUCGGGCCCUUCCAGACCCUCUAGUUCUCUAGAGCAGGGGUUCCCAACCCUCUCCUCGGGCCCUUCCAGACCCUCUAGUUCUCUAGAGCAGGGUUUCCCAACCCUCUCCUCGGGCCCUUCCAGACCCUCUAGUUCUCUAGAGCAGGGUUUCCCAACCCUCUCCUCGGGCCCUCCCAGACCCUCUAGUUCUCUAGAGCAGGGGUUCCCAACCCUCUCCUCGGGCCCUUCCAGACCCUCUAGUUCUCUAGAGCAGGGUUUCCCAACCCUCUCCUCGGGCCCUUCCAGACCCUCUAGUUCUCUAGAGCAGGGUUUCCCAACCCUCUCCUCGGGCCCUCCCAGACCCUCUAGUUCUCUAGAGCAGGGUUUCCCAACCCUCUCCUCGGGCCCUCCCAGACCCUCUAGUUCUCUAGAGCAGGGGUUCCCAACCCUCUCCUCGGGCCCUUCCAGACCUUUCACUUUUUAGUUUUAACCCUAAACUGGUACACCUGAUUCAUUUAGUCAAAGGCUUGAUGAUUAGGUGUGCCAGUUUAGGGUAAAAAAAAAACAUGUGAAAUGUCUGGGGGGGCCGAGGAGAGGGUUGGGAAACCCUGCCUAGUGAGCUAUAAAGAAAACACUGUAGUCCUCUAGUGAUCUAUAACAGACUGUAGUCCUACAGUGACCUAUAACAGACUGUAGUCCUACAGUGACCUAUAACAGACUGUAGUCCUACAGUGACCUAUAACAGACUGUAGUCCUCUAGUGACCUAUAACAGACUGUAGUCCUCCAGUGACCUAUAAAACACUGUAGUCCUCCAGUGACCUAUAAAACACUGUAGUCCUCCAGUGACCUAUAAAACACUGUAGUCCUCCAGUGACCUAUAACAGACUGUAGUCCUCCAGUGACCUAUAAAACACUGUAGUCCUCCAGUGACCUAUAAAACACUGUAGUCCUCCAGUGACCUAUAAAACACUGUAGUCCUCCAGUGACCUAUAAAACACUGUAGUCCUCCAGUGACCUAUAAAACACUGUAGUCCUCCAGUGACCUAUAAAACACUGUAGUCCUCCAGUGACCUAAAAACACUGUAGUCCUCUAGUGACCUAUAAAACACUGUAGUCCUCCAGUGACCUAUAAAACACUGUAGUCCUCCAGUGACCUAUAAAACACUGUAGUCCUCCAGUGACCUAUAAAACACUGUAGUCCUCCAGUGACCUAUAAAACACUGUAGUCCUCCAGUGACCUAUAAAACACUGUAGUCCUCCAGUGACCUAUAAAACACUGUAGUCCUCCAGUGACCUAUAAAACACUGUAGUCCUCCAGUGACCUAAAAACACUGUAGUCCUCUAGUGACCUAUAAAACACUGUAGUCCUCCAGUGACCUAUAAAACACUGUAGUCCUCCAGUGACCUAUAAAACACUGUAGUCCUCUAGUGACCUAUAAAACACUGUAGUCCUCCAGUGACCUAUAAAACACUGUAGUCCUCUAGUGACCUAUAACACUGUUGCUUCAAUUCACUGACCCACUUGGAUCUGGGUUAAAGGUGUCUUGGCACACACACACACACACACACACACACUACAGUUCCAGUCCAUAAUAUUUAACUUGGUCUAAAGCCGGACGGCCCCAGACUGUGUUGAUAUCCAGCCCGUGGACCACUCCUUGCUGCGCUUCACAGACGCCUGUAGAGAAGGUCACUUGCUUCACACGCAUCCCUCACAGAAUAUUGGUUUUCACUGAAAGUUGCAAAUCCCUCACAGACACAUUGAUUUAGGCUACAUAUUUCUCGCUGAAGAACCAUCACAUAAAAAGUAAUUCAGCCCUUAACACCUUGUUGUUUUUGAGGAGCCAAAAUGGUGUCCGGGUUUCUCUUAACGCCUUGUUGUCUUUGGGCAGAUGGCAGCGACCUGGACGCUGUGAGUCACGGCAGCCUGGAUAGCUCUGCCGACACUAACACGGCCGAGCAGGGGCCCUACGCCACCGACUCCAUCAAAGUAGACCCCACUGACGAUAGGCGUAGCACAGGUACACCCCAAAAUGGCUGCCGACUACGCCUCACGGGGGCCGCCAUCUUUAUUACACCUUUUCUCAGUCUGACACGUCUUUUUUCCCCUCCUCUCUCAUUGCUCCACCUGCUCCCUGCUCUCUCCCUCCUCAUUGCUCCACCUGCUCCCUGCUCUCUCCCUCCUCCUUUCUCUGCCUGCUCCUUCCUCCCUUACACCCUUCCUGUCUGUCUGUCUUCAUUCACGGCUUGUUGUCUCAAUGUUUUUCUCCUUCACUAUGGUUGCUCUGCUGUCCCCCUACCUAACUGCCCCCUCCCUCCCUCCCUCCCUCCCUCCCUCCCUGCCUGUCGGUGCUGUGUGUGCCCGUGCAUGCAGUCAGCCGCGGGGACUGGGGCGGUGUGGGGUCGGACAUCCGGUCGG
Molecule: messenger RNA, 3171 nt
Organism: Coregonus sp. 'balchen'
Lineage: Eukaryota; Metazoa; Chordata; Actinopteri; Salmoniformes; Salmonidae
Source: the annotation of a GenBank genome assembly